AUGUCGACUACCGUGGAUAAGAUCAAAGACAUUGAGGCCGAGAUGGCCAAAACCCAAAAGAACAAAGCAACAUCGUUCCAUCUCGGCAUGCUAAAAGCCAAACUUGCCAAACUAAAACGCGAACUUCUAACCCCUACAACAUCCGGCGGCGGUGGCGGUUCCGGUUUCGACGUUGCGCGUACAGGUGUAGCCAGUGUAGGCUUUAUCGGUUUCCCUUCCGUGGGCAAGAGUACGCUUAUGAGCAAGCUUACGGGACAGCAUAGUGAGGUUGCGGCGUAUGAGUUUACGACUUUGACAACAGUGCCGGGGCAGGUGCUUGUCAAUGGAGCGAAGAUCCAGAUGUUGGAUUUGCCGGGAAUUAUUGAGGGCGCGAAGGAUGGUAAGGGUAGAGGUAGGCAGGUUAUUGCUGUGGCGAAGACUUGUCAUUUGAUCUUUAUUGUGUUGGAUGUUAAUAAGCCACUUACGGAUAAAAAGGCAGGAAUUAUGCUGACUGGUGAAACUCAGGUCAUCGAAGCUGAAUUAGAAGGUUUUGGCAUCCGGAUCAACAAGUCUCCACCAAAUAUUGUCUUCAGAAAGAAAGACAAGGGAGGCGUCAGCAUUACAAACACCGUCCCACUCUCACAUAUCGACCAUGAUGAGAUCAAAGCUGUCAUGAACGAGUAUAAGAUUUCGUCUGCGGAUAUUGCGAUCCGGUGCGACGCCACAAUCGACGAUCUCAUCGAUGUUUUGGAAGCAAAAAGCAGGAGCUAUAUUCCAGUCAUUUACGCCCUGAACAAGAUUGAUGCUAUUUCAAUAGAGGAGCUCGACUUACUCUACAGGAUUCCCAACGCAUGUCCAAUUUCAUCUGAGCAUGGCUGGAACAUCGAUGAGUUACUGGACCAAAUGUGGGAAAAGCUCAACCUUGUGAGAGUGUACACAAAGCCUAAAGGAAAAUUACCCGACUACACCCAGCCAGUUGUGCUCCGUUCCACGAAAUGCACAGUUGAAGAUUUCUGUAAUGCUAUACACAAGACUAUUGUAGAGGAUUUCCGACAAGCAGUUGUUUAUGGAAAGUCUGUCAAGCAUCAACCCCAACGAGUUGGGCUAAGCCACGAGCUUGCCGAUGAAGAUAUUAGUAAGUCGCUAGAUACCCCAACCAAUCCUUCCUUUGCGGCCUCCUUUCUAACCGUUGUUUCAGUCACCAUCAUCAAACGAUAG
Messenger RNA from Lachnellula hyalina, 1197 nucleotides. RefSeq names its product Ribosome-interacting GTPase (gene RBG1). The coding region runs from base 1 to 1197 and encodes 398 amino acids. NCBI's taxonomy places the organism in Eukaryota, Fungi, Ascomycota, Leotiomycetes, Helotiales, Lachnaceae. Gene Ontology annotation, biological process: cytoplasmic translation. Gene Ontology annotation, molecular function: GTP binding; GTPase activity. Gene Ontology annotation, cellular component: cytoplasm. The record is from RefSeq and is a predicted model, not a curated record. The transcript is spliced from 7 exons.